Messenger RNA from Penaeus vannamei (Pacific white shrimp), 1091 nucleotides. RefSeq lists its product as uncharacterized. NCBI's taxonomy places the organism in Eukaryota, Metazoa, Arthropoda, Malacostraca, Decapoda, Penaeidae. The record is from RefSeq and is a predicted model, not a curated record.
GCUGGCAGUUUUUUACGUGCUAUCUCGAGGUACAUAAAGUGGCCACGGCGUCUCAGCAUCACAUUUUAGCUCCUCGUAACCCAAGACAAGAUGAAGAGCAGCGUCCUUGGAGUGCUGGCGACCCUGUGGGCGUGCGCGCUGGCCAGCCCGGCGGACCCGAAGGUGGCGAAGCUGGUCGCCGCGAACAAAGAGGAGGCUGCUGCCGCCCUGGUGGAGGAGCCGCGGGACAAGAGGGACUGGGUCCACUACAACCGCGACGGCUUCGUCGACGCCGUCGUCGAGAGCGACGUCAACCCGGCCGUGGUCGCCACCGCAGUUGCCGCCGCCAGCGACAACUCCUUUGCAGGGAGCUUCCAGUCGCCGUCUGUGUCGGGACGCACUCGCUUGUCUCCAGGCUUCGGUAACUUUGGUUUUGGUAACUACGGCUAUGGCUACAACUACCCUCAGUGGUGGCGCCAGGGUGCGCAGUGGCGGACCAGGGGCGGAUUUCAGCCCGAGAAUCAGUUCGAAAAUUACCAGGCCUGGCAGAUGUGGAGGAACGCCAACAGGAACAACGGGGGCUUCUUCCCUUACGCGUUCAUGCAAGGCCCUGGCUUUAACUUCGGCCAGAACAUGCCAGAGGUCAUCGACACAAGCCCUCAGGGCCGAACCAGGAUGGUCACGGAUGGAAGCGGAAGGUCGUACACCGUGGCUUCCGUGCACGACGUGCCCAACUUCAACCCGCGAGGCUUCUAAGAACCGCUGCUUAUCUCUUCCGCUGACUGGCAUCAACCCGAUGUCUACUCAGACCUCCAAUUCUAGCCCGAUUCUCAUUCUCCCUGACGUCUACCUAAGCCUCUUCCUCCUGACAGGCACCUCCACGCCGUCUCCCUAAACCCUUUUCUUCCCUGGCGCUUACCCAAUGUCUACCUAAAUACCUAAAGAAAGCGCGCCACCCCUUAAGCGCUCUCCUGUGCCGAAAGAGGUGCUCGGAACAAGUGCACUUUUGAGGCCGCAAGCAUUGCCAGCUUCUCUGCCGUGUCGAUAGGUUAUAGUUGCCCCGAUCCCGUAGUUUCUAUUUUUGUGCUUAUAAAUAAAGACGUUUUGUCGGA